Messenger RNA from Diuraphis noxia (Russian wheat aphid), 1101 nucleotides. RefSeq lists its product as uncharacterized. The record is from RefSeq and is a predicted model, not a curated record. NCBI's taxonomy places the organism in Eukaryota, Metazoa, Arthropoda, Insecta, Hemiptera, Aphididae.
GCCAUCCAAUAGUCAGUGUAAGUUCGGUGACUAGUCAGUGAAUUUAGUGGUUAUUCUUUUCUGUUUAUUUUAAUACAAGUCAAUUUUUUCAAAUUUUCAAAAUGAACGCUYUCGUGUUGUGUCUCGUCGUCGCCACGGUAGCUAUUGUCUCCGCUGAGCCACCAAGCAGUUACAGCCGACCAUCAUUCGGCGGUGGACACUCGUCCGGUGGUUUCUCGUCCGGCGGUUACUCAUCCGGCGGUUUCGGUGGUGGACACUCGUCCGGCGGUUUCGGCGGUUACUCUUCCGGCGGCAGCGGUUACUCUUCCGGYGGCAGCGGUUACUCAUCCGGCGGCAGCGGCUACUCUUCAGGCGGCAGCGGAUACUCGUCCGGCGGUAGCUACGUCCCAGUAGCCCCGGGACCGUCCACAUACGAAGGACAGUACGUUGACGGACAAUUGCUCGAACAGAUCAAACAAAUCGUACUCAGAGACGAAGCCCAGAACUCCGGAUCCUCUUCCGGCGGAUACCCGUCUUCGUCCUACGGCGCCCCGUCCUCAUCUUACGGCGCACCGUCAUCAUCCUACGGAGCCCCGUCCUCGUCCUACGGAGCCCCAUCAUCGUCCUACGGAGUCCCGUCGCAGUCAUACUCGAGCCGUGUUGUCGGCGUCGAACUGGAACAGGUGAAACCAGCCAUCCAAGUGGCCCAAUWCCAACAGUCCGGCGGAUACUCGUCCGGCGGCGGAUACUCGUCCGGUGGCGGUUACUCGUCCGGCCCAUCUUCCUCUUACGGAGCUCCAUCCAGGCCGUCGUCUUCCUACGGAGCACCGUCGUCCUCUUACUAAUAGCUGUCGGUGCGCAGCUCGGCCCGUCGACACCAUCUCGCACGAAAAACACCACAAACCGCAUAAAUAUCCAUCAUCGUACACAUCAUACCAUCCUCCGCUCUUUCGACGCCGCCGUGACAGACCGUGCACCACAGCAGCUUUUAAUGUGUUAUAUUAUUAUUAUUGCUAUGCACUCGCGAUCUGCAUUCCUUUUUUUCCCAUUUCGUAAAUCAAAUAAUAAUAAUAAAAAAACGCGAGUGAACGAUAUAUAUAUAUAAAUAUAUAUUGUACGUAA